Seriola dumerili (greater amberjack) is the source of this 4799-nucleotide messenger RNA. RefSeq names its product collagen type IV alpha 3 binding protein (gene cert1). The record is from RefSeq and is a predicted model, not a curated record. The coding region runs from base 618 to 2486 and encodes 622 amino acids. Gene Ontology annotation, cellular component: Golgi apparatus. The transcript is spliced from 18 exons. NCBI's taxonomy places the organism in Eukaryota, Metazoa, Chordata, Actinopteri, Carangiformes, Carangidae. Gene Ontology annotation, molecular function: phosphatidylinositol-4-phosphate binding. Gene Ontology annotation, biological process: ER to Golgi ceramide transport.
CUCCCCCCGCCCCAAGCCCACCGGACCUGAAUGAAGACAAGCUAGUCAGUCCUCCGCUACGGCUAACUAAACUGCGGAACUACAGCAGCAGUACAGCCCGUUGAUCGUCAUUUGUAGACUGAAGUUGAGGUACAGCGUUAACAUUAAGGCCUUCUUUAUCGUUCACUCUUGCGAGUAGCGUAUGGACUGCAGCUAAGAGAGCUAACCACAACAGUCACAAGUUGCUCGUUAAGUUAAUGUUAGCUAGUUGCGUCGUUUGACAGCUAACGCUAACUAGCUAGUCUCAUUGGUAUUCGACGUCAGUUUCAAAACAAAGCCCGCAAAACCGAGAAGUUGGGACUCAGCUGUCACCUCUAAAAUAGCUUGCUACAAAACAAGCUAUCUUGAUUGAAGUCUGUCAAACGACUUUAGAUAAAUUACGCUAUCCAGCCGAUGUUUUGCACACUCAGUUAAUGCCUAAUUAACGUUAUUUCGUUGGCGUUAAGCUAAAUUAAAGAAGCUGUCAGCAGGUUAGACAGUGACGCGUUUGAACUGAUAACUAAUCCAGCAGCUAGCGAUAAGCUAUUCUGCUCUGUCGAUAAAAUCGGAGUCAAGUUGUCUUCGAAUCUUGGAUUUAAAUGUCCGAGAAGAGUUCAUCGUCCGGAUCGGAUGAGGAUGUGGACCCAGAAUCUGGACAGCCUGUGGAGCUCGGAGGCAUUUUAAGCAAGUGGACAAAUUACAUACACGGAUGGCAGGACCGAUGGGUCGUGUUGAAAAACAAUACUUUGAGCUACUACAAGUCGGAGGAUGAACGGGAGUACGGCUGCAGGGGGUCUCUCUGCCUCAGCAAGGCUGUCAUCACACCUCAUGAAUUUGACGAGUGUCGUUUUGACAUCAGCGUGAACGACAGUGUUUGGUACCUCAGGGCUGAAGAUCCUGAGCACAGACUCCAGUGGAUUGAGUCAAUAGAGCUGCACAAGGCCGAGUCUGGUUAUGGUUCAGAGACCAGUCUGAGGCGUCAUGGUUCCAUGUUGUCUCUCACCUCUGCAGCCAGUGCCUUGUCUGCCACAUCCACAUCCUCCUUCAAGAAGGGGCACAGGUUGCGUGAGAAGCUAGCAGAAAUGGAAACUUUUCGGGACAUUCUGUGCAGACAAGUAGACACCCUGCAGAAAUACUUUGACUCCUGUGCUGAUGUGGUCUCCAAAGAUGAAUUUCAGAGAGACCGAGUUGAGGAGGACGAAGACGACUUUCCUACCACUACAAGACCUGAUGGUGAAUAUAAUCACAACAAUAAUGGCAGCAAAGAGAAAUUGUUUCCCCCUGCCAGCCCCAAAGGUAUCAACGGGAUUGACUUCAAGGGUGAGGCCAUCACCUUCAAGGCCACAACCGCAGGCAUCCUCUCUACGUUGUCCCACUGCAUCGAAUUGAUGGUCAAACGAGAGGACAGCUGGCAGAAAAGAUUGGACAAGGAGCUGGAGAAGAGGAGGAGGGUAGAAGAUGCCUACAAGUCCGCUAUGCAUGAACUGAAGAAAAAGUCACACUAUGGAGGCCCAGACUAUGAGGAGGGUCCAAACAGUCUGAUCAAUGAAGAUGAGUUCUUUGAUGCAGUGGAGGCGGCACUGGACAGACAAGACAAGAUAGAGGAGCAGUGCCAGUCGGAGAAGGUCAGGAUAUCUCAGUCUUCUUCGGUUACAUCUGGAGACGCCUACUCCACCAUUGGUACACACCGAUUGGCCAACAAGCUCCAUAGCCAUUCUUCUUCCCUGUCUUCCACUGAGCUGGUCAGUGCUUUGGAUGACGUUCACAGAUUCAGCGCUCAGGUGGAGGAGAUGGUGCAGAAUCAUAUGACUUACUCUCUUCAGGAUGUGGGUGGAGAUGCCAACUGGCAGCUGGUAAUAGAAGAAGGAGAGAUGAAGGUGUACAGGAGAGAAGUGGAGGAGAACGGUAUCGUCCUGGAUCCUCUCAAAGCUACACAUUGUGUGAAGGGGGUGACGGGACAUGAGGUCUGUCACUACUUCUGGGACACAGAUGUCCGAAUGGACUGGGAGACCACCAUUGAAAAUUUCAACGUUGUGGAAAAGCUCUCUGAUAAUGCCAUCAUUGUUUACCAGACACACAAGAGAGUGUGGCCUGCCUCUCAGAGAGAUGUACUCUAUCUGUCAGCCAUCAGGAAGAUCAUGGCAACAAACGAAAAUGAUCCCGACACGUGGCUGGUCUGCAACUUCUCUGUCGACCACAACAAUGCCCUUCCCACAAACCGGUGUGUACGUGCCAAAAUCAAUGUCGCCAUGAUCUGCCAAACACUGGUCAGCCCGCCAGAGGGUGAUAAAGAGAUCAGCAGAGACAACAUCCUUUGUAAGAUUACCUACGUUGCCAAUGUAAACCCAGGAGGCUGGGCUCCAGCCUCUGUCCUCAGAGCUGUGGCCAAGAGAGAGUAUCCCAAGUUCCUCAAACGCUUUACCUCCUACGUCCAGGAGAAAACUGCUGGGAAGCCCAUCCUCUUCUGAACACAAAGAGGCUUGCGAAGGGUCGAGGUUUCCCACUGGAGAGGCUACGCUGUUCAUAGUUGAACAGGCUCUCCAUAACUACAAUACCCUUUCAACCGACAAUUAAAAGGUGUUUUGAGACUACUACAUGCGGGCGGACACCAUAUCAUCCACAGUACACCUGCUUGUAGAGGAGACUGGUUUUACAGCUUUAAUCAAUCAGUAGUUCUCAUCCCAGCCACAUUAUAAUGGCGUAACACCAUCUGUUGGUCAUGGGUACAUUUGUAUGUACAUUCAAGAGUUUCCUAAGUGGUUUUUGAAUUGUUGUUACCAAUUAUUUGCUUUUUUUGUAAAUUGUUUUGUACAUUUCUUAUGAUUACAUACUUCUCGACUUGUUUGGGUUUGCUUUAAUCACUAGUAUUACAGCUACUUGUUUCGCUGCUGCUAAAGUAACUACCAUGAGUGAGGACAGUAGAUAUUGACAGGAAAAGCAUUGAUGAGGUGUGGUACAGUGUCUCCUCUUUCUUGCCUUCUCCUGUCCCUCUAGUGAUGACUCUGCAGUUUGAUGGAGGGUCAGAGCCUAAAGCUUUGAAAUCUUUAUAUUUCUAGAUUGUUAUAAAGUAGCUUUUGGAGAGCACCAUGGACACAAUGUAUUGUACAGAGAAAACAGACUAAGUUUUCAGUUAGUUUACCAAUGUGAGAAAUGUGAAUUGACUGUUAAAACGCUUGAAUUUGAUGACUGUAAUGGGCCAAGGAAACCUGAAGUGGGAGAUGAAGAGCAUUUUUUUAAAGUCGAAUUAACUCAUGUUCAACAAUAUUUUUCUGAUAGUCAAACUGAUAAUCAAUAAUUGGAUAAGUAUCAUGUAGUUGACUGUGGUCUAUAGCUGUUAAGUUGCUGUCUAUUGUCAGUGUGUGUCUGUCUUGAACUUCCAUGUCACACACGGUUUCUGACACAUAUUUCCAAAUGACCAGCCGUAGUGACUGAUUAUUGAUCCUGUCUUUCGCUGAGAGAUGAGUGGAUACAUUUCGCACACACUUGUUUUUGUUUUUAGUUUUUUUCCCACUACUUUCAGUCCCUGUUGAGGCUGAUGAGAAAAUCUGUCCAUUCAUGGUUUGUAAAUUAGUCCUGCUGCUGUUCCGCAGGAUAAGGUAAUGUUGUAUAAUGCUGAGCAGGAUAUCAUCCAGUCCCUACAUUCUCAGUCAUACCCGUAACAUUACAUUUCACACGCCACACUACAGUGCAGUGGCCUCCUGCCCUUUGACUGAUAAACUACCCCUAGAAUGCCUUAGACACCAGGAUGAACCCUAAAAGUCCUGGCUUUCUCUACUGUACAGCCACCAGAUGUGCAUUUAUCAACACUGAAAUGAAGCUGGGGGGGAGGGGAGGGUCAGCAUUUCACAUCAUCUUACCUCAAGAUUUAUAUUUACUCUAGAUUGUGUUUAAUGCCAUCAUAAGUUGGGAGUUUUGCAAUCAGAUCUGCAUGCUUAAAAAUGUAACCAUCAGAUCUUCAGUCUAAGGGGCCAGAGGUCAUGAAGGAUCUGGAUAAUUGUUUUUGCUGAUGAUUACAAGAGCUAGAUCUAUGAGCAAUGUCAGCUGAAGAAUGCAUUUAGUGUUUUUAAUUUUGAUAUUUUGUCAGUAAUCUACACACUUUGUAUAUUUCUAAGUUGUACAUCAGAAGUGUUAUUAUUUGCACUAAAUGUAAUGCAAUUUGACAAUGUUCUGUAAAUUAAAAUUGUUACACAACAGAAUUGAAAGUGUUGCCGAGGGGAUUUUCUGCUGAUAAAUGACGGAUGGGUACACAGCAGUGAUGUGCAGAGAGAUCAUGUUAAAUGUUUAACACUGAAAAGUACUGCUUCAGAUACUAAAGCUGCUGAAAACAAGUAGACACUGAAUUUUUAGCAGUUUAUUUAUAUGAGUCUCUUCUAUAUAUAAAUAUGCAUUGUCUUUACAUUCAGCGAUUAAAGUUUUUUUUUUUUUUUUUUCAGCAAAUGGUAAAAUAUUGAGAUUUACAUAAAUUAUGGUCUUAACUGACGUGUGAUCGUGGAAUUCAACAUUUAUAGUUGGAUAUGGUCUUGAAGAAGAGGUAUCAGACGGCUUCUAAGUGUAGGAUGCAUGUCUCAUAACUUCUUGAAGAGGACACACUUAUUCAGUAUCAAAGGAUAUCCUGAGUAAAAGCAUCUUCAGUCGUGACGCAAACCUCACAAAACUAGUAGCUCCACAUCAAAAAUGAUCUACAAAGUUCCUUCAUUGUCUCUGUACAUGUAGUAUCAAUGACUUACAGAGGUGUGCAUUUGUAGAGUAAAAAGAGGGGGGGAAAAAAAAAAGUGCAUAUU